GGCCCCUAAAAAAUGACUGAUACGACUUUCUGGCAAAAUUACUAUUUCUGAAGACAAUUCUCUUACUUUUGUAGACAAGUUCCUGCAUUUCCACGCCGAGAAUGGAUACCUUGAUCAUAGUAAGUCUAUUAUAGCGGCACGGAUCAGGUGGAGCUCCAGUGGCAAGGAUGACGCCGCACUUCUCGAACCCCGCCGUUGCAUCGUUUCCAUUGCUGUUCUAUCCACAUAGUGAUAUCAUCCGGUAGUUCUACGCAUUAUAGGAAUCCACGAUUUGUCUUUUCCACGCAUCGAUAGCAAUUAGGUAUACGGGAUUGUUCACCACACUGAUUGGAUCAAUAUGGCAGCUUCACAUUCGGUACUCGAAUUGCCACCCUCUAUGGAGACCGUCUCGGUUUCUCUCAUUGACACUGGUGCACGACUGGAUCUUCCCGCCGAGCAGUUCAUGACCCCCGAGAUUCCAGGCUAUGACCGACUGGCGGUGCCAUCAUAUUCGUUUCUGAUCACUCACCCCUCCGGGAAGAGACUAUUGUUCGAUCUAUCUCUUCGAAAAGACUUUCAGAACCUCGCUCCGCCGUUUAGAGACAUUUGCACGGACCCAGGAAGUGGAUGGAAAGUCUACUCUCCCCGCAGCGUCUCUGACAUACUCGUCGAAAACGGCAUCCCAUUAGAUGAAAUAAAUGCUAUCAUUUGGUCUCAUUACCAUUUUGACCAUAUUGGUGACCCUUCAUUAUUCCCUAGUACUACAGACUUGGUAGUGGGGCCGACCUUCAUCAGCAGAUUUGCACCAGGGUACCCGGAAAAGCCAGAUGCACCAGUCAGAUCAUCCGACUGGAGAGGACGGUCUUUGCGGGAGAUGGACUUUGAUCAACACCCUGAGAAGGUAACUAUUGGGAGAUUCAAAGCAAUCGACUGGUUUGGCGAUGGGAGCUUCUAUCUGCUGCAUACACCAGGCCACACUCCAGAACAUAUGUGCGGCCUCGCGAGAGUACAGCCAGAUUCGUUCAUUUUGAUGGGAGCGGACUGUGCUCACCAUCCCGGAGAGUUUCGACCCACCAAGCAGAGUCCUAUUCCGGAGAUCAUUCAACCCUCCCCCUUGCCGUCUCAUCCGCAGUACGGGACAGUCUGUCCUGGUCAUAUAUUCGCCCAGCUAGGGUACAAGCCAGGAAGCACCGAUACGCCUUUCUUUAUACCUGCUCCAGACUAUACUCAUGACUUUGAUGAGUGCUGUCGGUCUGUGAACGGAAUAGCGGAGUUCGACGCUAGUGAUCAGGUUCUUGUCCUUAUUGCUCAUGACCACACCAUGUUACCCAUCUUCAAGGGCGAGGAGGAUGGUGGUGUUGGCUGGUUUUUCCCGAGGAGAUCAUUGGAUAAGUGGAGGGAAGCUGAAUUAAAGAAGAAGGGGAGGUGGCUGUUUCUGGAAGAUUUCGAGGUCCCUUCUACUGAGAGUUGAUAUUGGUUCACGGCGAUCUUCUACAUUAUUAUGAAGUAAAUCUUGGUCAUGCUUACUGCUGUUUUGUUAGUAUCCAACGACGCAGCACUAAUAUAACCAACAAUAAAUCACUC
Aspergillus eucalypticola CBS 122712 is the source of this 1563-nucleotide messenger RNA. Its product is annotated as MBL fold metallo-hydrolase. The coding region runs from base 338 to 1450 and encodes 370 amino acids. The transcript has 3 exons. NCBI's taxonomy places the organism in Eukaryota, Fungi, Ascomycota, Eurotiomycetes, Eurotiales, Aspergillaceae. The record is from RefSeq and is a predicted model, not a curated record.